Phytophthora sojae is the source of this 1659-nucleotide messenger RNA. RefSeq lists its product as hypothetical. The coding region runs from base 1 to 1659 and encodes 552 amino acids. Gene Ontology annotation, molecular function: iron ion binding; heme binding; monooxygenase activity. The transcript is spliced from 3 exons. Lineage: Eukaryota; Oomycota; Peronosporomycetes; Peronosporales; Peronosporaceae. The record is from RefSeq and is a predicted model, not a curated record.
AUGCAGUUACCGCCCCUUCCUUUGAGCCCAUGGAGCUCGCUCGAGCCUCCCGCAGCUAGUGCCGUGGCGAAGAUCCUGCUCACCGCCGCCGUCGCGAGUCUGCUGGCCAAGAUCGGCACGAUGUUUCACCGCAAAGUGCGUAUCGCUCGCGGGCUGGAGCCUCUGAGCGGUUCUCCCGGAGUGUGGCUACUGGGUAACAUGCCAGCGUUCAUCAAGAACCACAACCGCAUCUACGAGUUCUUGGAGGAUCUGCUGAAGCAGUACGGCGGGCGCAUGAAGAUGCCGUGGCAUCUUUUCUUCGAUGGAGCCAUCUACAUCACAGACCCAAAGGACGUCCAGCACAUCCUGUCGACGAAUUUCAACAACUACGUGAAGCCGCAGGGAUUUCUGGACGCCUUUCAAGAGGCCUUCGACAACUCGCUCUUCAUUUUGAACCACAACGCCGAGGCACCGGACGGCGGAGCUGGUUGGCGUCUGCAACGCAAAGUGACGCUUAAAGUGUUCACGACAGCCAACUUCCGCAUCUAUACGGAGAAAAUCUUUGCCAGACACGCCGAAGAAACGAUGGUGAAUGCACAAGCCGAGGCGGUCAAGGUGAGAGACAGCCAAAGUAGCAACGAGAGCUUUUGCUGCGAUAUGCAGGCUGUUAGUGCGAGAUACACGUUCAACUCCAUCUUCGACGUCGCCUUCGGCCUGCCUCUGAGCGAGAUCGAGGGAGCUGACGAGUUCGCAGAGCAAAUCAACUUUGUCAAUGAGCACUGCGCACAGAGGCUCUUUGUCAAGCAGUACUACAAGAUGUUGUCGUGGGUCAUGCCCAGUGAGCGCGAGCUACGACGAUGCACGCGUGGUAUUCGAGCGGUCGCUGACAAUAUUUUGCUUCGACGUCUGAAAGAACCUGGGGAGAAAAUCAGCGCGCGGUCGGAUCUACUGUCGUUGUUCAUCCGCAAGGCUCGAGAGCUAGCUGCUGAAGGCACCAAGGAGCAAGGUGCGGACGCCGCUGCGUUGCUGGGGCCCAACACGCUUCGCUCCAUCAUCUUGACGUUCGUCUUUGGUGGCCGAGACACCAUAGCGGAGUGCAUCACUUACAGCUUCUACGCGAUCGCGAAGCAUCCGCAAGUCCAACAACGAAUUGUGGAGGAGCUCGAGUCGAUCAAAACUAGUGGCGGAUUGAAGGUGACAGCUUUCACGUUUGACGAAGUGAACAGCAUGAAAUAUCUCGACGCCGUCGUGUACGAGGCGUUGCGGCUGUACCCAGCAGUGCCGUACAACGUCAAGAGCGCCGUGAAGGACGAUUACCUGCCCGACGGCACCUUCGUGCCUGCAGGUGUCGACGUCGUCUACUGUCCGUGGUACAUGGGUCGCAACAGCGCGCUGUGGGGUGACAAUCCGCUGGAGUUCCGCCCUGAACGCUGGCUGGAGAUGUCCAAGCGCCCGAGCGCGUACGAGUUUCCGGUCUUCCAAGCGGGGCCACGCAUUUGCCCGGGGAUGAAUAUGGCCAUACUGGAGACCAAGUUCUUCCUCGCCACCACGCUCAGCCGGUUUCAUGUUGCCAUUGCACCUGGCGAGAAGCAGGAGCGAGGCUACGUGCUGAAAAUGGCGCUCUUCAUGGACGGUGGUCUGCCGCUGCAGAUGACCCCACGCGCCCAGUUCACAAGUUAA